CAGAGCUGCAGGACCUCAUUAGUGUUUGGGGAGAGGAGGCUGUGCAAGCACAGCUGCGCUCCAGAAGGAGAAAUUAUGAUACCUAUGGGCAGAUAUCGCAGUCCUUGAUGAGAAGGGGCCAUGAACGGGACGCGUUGCAGUGCAGGGUCAAAAUUAAAGAGCUGAGGAGUGCUUACUGCAAAGCCCGUGAGGGAAAUCGCCGCUCAGAAGCUGCCCCCACAACCUGCCGUUUUUACAAGGAGCUGGAUGCCAUACUUGGGUGUGACCCCACUGCCAAUCCUAGGAGCACGAUGGAGAGUUCAGAGCAGGGAGAAGUGGGGGAGGUUGUAGAGGACGGUGACAGUGAGGCUACUGGCGUGGAGGGAGACACCCCGGAGUCCCAGUACACAUGCAGCCAGGAGCUCUUCUCAAGCCAGGAGGAGGCUAGCCAGUCGCAGCAGCUGGAAGUUGAUGUUGAGGAAGAAGCUGAGGAUCGUGCUCGGGUGACCUUGACUACUGCAGCCGUAUCACCAGCCUCACGUAGGUUGCAGAACUUGAGACGGAAUCCUAGAAAAUCAAAAGAGGAAUUGAUGAAAUCUGUUAUGAGCCACUACAACAGAGAAAGUAGGAAGACACAGGAAUGGAGAGAGACCUGUGAAUGGAGAAGCAGUGUACAUGAAUGGAGAAAGAGUGUACAUGAAUGGAGAAAGAGUGUACAUGAAUGGAGGCAAACAGAAAGCAGGAGAAAGGAAUUGUCUUCCAAAAAAACCACAAAGCAGAUGAUAAGCCUCCUGGCUCGCCAAACUGAGUCAUUCGAGUCUAUUGUAGCCAUGCAGACAAAUAUGUACUGUGGUAACCCACAGCCCUCCCAAAGCCCUCUUCCUUGUUCCCCAGUAUUUCCACAAAACAACUUUCUCCAGCAGCCAGUUCCUUAUUAUCCCCAGCUGCCCACAACACCUGUAAGAUCACCUACCAGCUCUGAUAACUAUAAUUCUUACCCUGUUCACUCCACCCCUAUUAUUCUGCAGCAGAGUAAUCCUGAAUUGCAGCAGACAUUGAAUAGUGAUCAAAAUAGGACAUAUUAAAACCUGUGAAUGUACAGUCCACCACCCCAACC
Molecule: messenger RNA, 1096 nt
Organism: Gopherus flavomarginatus (Mexican gopher tortoise)
Lineage: Eukaryota; Metazoa; Chordata; Testudines; Testudinidae
Exons: 2
Coding region: 108-1064 (318 amino acids)
Source: RefSeq, a predicted model, not a curated record